Vespula vulgaris is the source of this 1913-nucleotide messenger RNA. RefSeq lists its product as uncharacterized. Lineage: Eukaryota; Metazoa; Arthropoda; Insecta; Hymenoptera; Vespidae. The transcript has 5 exons. Bases 531 to 1547 code for a protein of 338 amino acids. The record is from RefSeq and is a predicted model, not a curated record.
UUCUCCUAACGACGAAUCGUGUAACGAGAACGAUGCAAACGAUAAGCGCUUUUGGCAACAAGCGCGAGUGAGGAGGUUAUGGCGAGUAGCGAUCGAUGGAUCGAUCGGAAACUAUCGAAUCUGAUCGGUCGAAUGACCGAGGAAAGGAAGGAGAGAAACGUCAGCUCGAUUCGUUCGGUGAGUAUUCUCGUAAACGCUUGUCCUUCAGCAAACACGAUGAGGUUCGGAAGGAGGCGCAUGGUGCCACGUUAACCGGGGAAAGAGAAAAAAGAGAGAAAGAAAAAGAAAAGAGAAAUAAGAAAACAGCGGCGCGACAGCAUCGAGGCGAUUAUGAAAUUUCUGCCUUUCGUUUUCGGCGCGGUCGGGCUGGAAUGCGCCGACGCGAAGAUGUGGAAUGACGGUGACGGUAAGUGAAAGCGACGGAUAAUCGAUCUCGAGUUCCUCGUUUCUCGCUUCCAGAUCAUUCGGACGAGACCUUCCGCAUCUUCGUUUGGAUAGCUCGUCUCAAGCGUCUUUCCCUGAUCGCCUUCAUGCUGCUCAGCGUGCUGCUUUAUUACGUGCCCGAGUCUCGUUCCCACGUACGAAAGGCUUGUUGCUUCUUGAUCGAUUUCGUGGCGGAUGGAUUGAAAUUCGCGCUUCGUGCUACCGACGGUGAUUACCGAAAGAAGAUGAGAGUUAAGAGACGAAGAUUACAAAACGAGCAGGAGAAUCAACGGGGAAGGCGUACAUGCGAGAAAAACAAGAUCUCGACGAACGAAGGGCCAUCUUGGUAUCGAGAGAUCGCGAAACCGCGUUCGAGGCGCUUCGGUCAAGAUGGGAAGUAUCAAAGUCGUCGCCGGGAUCGACGACGCUAUCGCGAGUUCAUGGGGAACGACGGGCCACCGGAGAGCUGCCUCGAGUUGCUGUCGCCUUUCCUACAAAAUCGAUACCAACAGAGGCGUGCCGUUACGACUCGGAACGACGUGUGUUCCGUUCGUCUGAAGAAGGAAUACGAUCAUCGCACGGUUGACAAUCCGCUUAAAUAUCGGGAGGAUCUUUCCUACCCGAGUCAGAAAUUCCCGUUCGAGUACGAGGAAGAUUACGCGCCGGUCGAUACGGAUAUACCGACGAAUUAUUACGAUUCGCCGUGCGGCAGGUUCGACCAAAACGUCGCCGACAUCGCGACCUAUCGGUUGCGAGAGAUUAUAGGGGACAACAAAUUCUUCGCGAAGAGGGAAGAGAGAUCGGUCGUCGAUCUCGAAGGAGAGACGGUCCGUAAGAGACAAAUGUCGGGGCUACGACAAAUGCACGGUGAUACGAUACCGGAGAGGUCGUACAACGAAAGCUCGUACACCAGUUUAGAAGCGGAAGCGGACGACGAGAACUCUCAAUGCGGAAAUGAAAUUGCGACGGGGACGAACUUUUCGAAGGAAAGAGACGUCGAGGAAGCAACGACGAGUACGUCGAUGGCACGGCGAACGAUCGGAGGAUAUCAUAGCUCGUCUUCCAGCGAAACUUUAUUCUCGUCGAGAACGCUGCACGGGAGACGAUGCGUCGCACGAGAAUAGUCUCUUUUUUCUUUUUUUCCUUUUUUGAUUACGACGGAUAUGCAACGGGGUAUCGUCAUCUUUUAAUGAAUCGUAGUAAAGCGAGUUCGGGGUUGGAGGGAGAGGGAGGGAGAGAGGCGCGUGCAAACGAACAAAAUAUUCUCGCGUUGACGCGUUCCUGAUAUAAAAGAAGUAAGACGAGGCAAACCAAUUUCCCGAGAAAGGAGAAAGAUUAACGAAUCGGAUUGUCGGUUAUUCAGAUCCCGAGGGAAACUUCUUCUCGCGUGCCGUAAAGUGGACCUUCGGAGGAUGUUCGGGAACUUGUCGACGUCUCUCGGCGAAGUCGGGGAAGGAAGAAAAAUAGUCGGAAAGGAAGAGACUCGCGAA